GCACUCUGUUUUCCAUGAGAAUGCAGGAAUGCUGCUCUCUUUGCUUGUGAUUUCCUGUAGCGUGACAGAACUGUGUUAGUGAGUGUGUGUAUGCGAGCGUGUGUGUGUGUGUUCAGUGUGUGUGUUUAUCAGGGCGUCUCUCCUGUGUUCACUGAUUUCUUCACACUGUAACGUGUCUCACUGUGACUUCCUCAAAGCAACUGAUGUUACUCAAGAGAAUCAGAGGAACACACACACACACACAAACACUUGAUCUGUGCUGUUAAGAGGUUUCAGUUAGUUCUGCUAGUUAAAAAGCGGUGUGUGUGUGUGUGUGUUCAGUGUUGUGUGUGUUUGUGUGUGCUGUUGGUCACUAUGAUCAGUUUGUGUUGUGAUCGAGUGUGUUUGACCCUUGUGUUCGUAGUGCAUUAAGGGUGUGUGACAGAUGAGCACACCUGAGGAGAGUGUGAGAGGUCAGAUCUUCAUCUGUCCGUCUGUCUGUAACACACAUCUGUAUCCUGUCUCUCCAUCUUACACACAUCCAGAAAAACAUCAUUGUUUCAGUUCAGCUUAUCUCUGCUCUCCCAAAUAUCCUGUUUCUUCGAGCAGCGCGUCCAGAAGCAAUAGAAAGCUCUUCCUCCUGCAGGCUGACUUCACUUCCAGCUUUAGCACAAUCUCAUCCGCUCCGAACCGCGCUCUGCAGAACCCCGCACACACACACACACACACACACACACACACACGGCAGCGGCGCGAGGACGGCCGUCGUGCUCCAGCAUGGCCAGCACCAUCAAGGUCCUCUCCUGAUGUGUGUUCUGUGGUGAAGGGGAAGGGUUCUCCAGUGAUGUACAGCAGCUCUAUGGAGCCGAACACGUGGAGCAGCGAGCGCAGAGUGAUCGUUCCUGCAGAUCCGAGCCUGUGGUCAGCGGAUCAUGUUCGUCAGUGGCUGGAGUGGGCCGUGAAGGAGUAUGGGCUUCCUGAGGUGGACCUGUCUCUGUUCCACAGCAUCGACGGGAAGGAGCUCUGCAAGAUGAGCAAAGACGACGUCCAGCGUCUGACCAGCAGCUACACAGCUGACAUCCUGCUGUCUCACCUGCACUACCUCAGAGAGACUCCGCUUCCUCACUUGACCUCAGAUGAUGUUGACAAAGCCUUGCAAAACUCCCCGCGGUUAAUGCAUGCUCGCAAUACAGGAGGAGCCAGCUUCAUCUUCCCAAACGCCUCCGUCUUCCCUCCAGACGCCAGCAGAGCAGACAGCAGUCUCCACGGCCGGCGCUCCGGAUGGAGUCAGCCGGCGUCUGCAGCUAAAGUUCCUCAGAGUCCUGCUGCCAUCAUGAGCAAAACCCAAGAGCAGAGAGUCCAGCUAGAUCCGUAUCAGAUUUUAGGGCCGACGAGCAGCAGACUGGCCAAUCCAGGUUCGGGUCAGAUCCAGCUGUGGCAGUUCCUCCUGGAGCUUCUCUCCGACAGCUCGAACUCGUCCUGCAUCACGUGGGAAGGAACCAACGGCGAGUUCAAGAUGACGGAUCCGGACGAGGUGGCUCGGCGCUGGGGCGAGAGGAAGAGCAAGCCCAACAUGAACUACGACAAGCUGAGCCGAGCCCUGCGCUACUACUACGACAAGAACAUCAUGACCAAAGUGCACGGCAAACGCUACGCCUACAAGUUCGACUUCCACGGCAUCGCUCAGGCCCUGCAGCCGCAUCCGCCCGAGUCCUCCAUCUACAAGUACCCAGCCGAGCUGUCCUACAUGAGCUCGUACCCGCAGAAGAUGAGCUUCGUGUCUCCACACACUCCGGCCAUGAGCGUCUCCUCGCCGGGCUUCUUCAGCGCUCCGGGUCCGUACUGGAGCGCUCCGGUGCCGGGACUCUACAGCGGCCCUCGACACCCCCCCGCACACAUGCCCUCGCACCUGGGCUCCUACUACUAGAGUCCCACCACAUCUCCAGAACACACCUGACUGGAGAGAGAACAUCCACCACCCGCUCGCGGAGCCUGGAGUUUAGCAGGAGUGUGAAAGUGUUAAUGAUUAGUAAUAUGCAUUGCUAAGAACUUCAUCUGAACAACUUUAAAGAUGAUUUUCUCAAUAUUUCGAUUUUUUUGCUCCCUCAGAUUCCAGAUUUUCAAAUAGUUGUAUCUCAGACAAACAUUGUCCUCCGAACAAACCACACAUCACUGGAGAGAUCAUUUUUUAUGAUGUAUGUAUGAAUCUCAGUUUCAAGAAACCGACCCUGAUGACUGGUGCAGGGUCACGUAUGUUCAUGUGUGCCUUAAUGUACAAACAUAUCAGAGAGAGUUCAGAAGGUCUGAGAGAGAGAGAGAGAGAGAGAGAGAGGAAGACAGGACUGAGGUGUGAGAGAGGAGGAAGAAUUGUGGCCGUUCACGUGAAGGAUGAUAAUGUAAGGCUGGUUCAACGGUUAAUCACGAUUAUUGUGCUCCAAAAAUAUAAUCACUUAUUUGCAGUUUCAUAUGAGCACAGACCAGCAAGGUUUGCUUGCAGAUUUCAUCAAUACAGAUCGUGUUAAAGCAUCUUUACAGUAUUAAACAGGAAAAUAGUGUCAAUAAUACAGAAGGACAAGAGUAAACGCUCGGUUCUCCUCGGUCACAGACUGGCUGUGUUACACAGAAUAUCUGAAUAGAGAUCACUGAGAGAGCACAUGAGCAUGGCUGCUAGUUUGGGAGUAAAUUACAUUAACCACUAGGAUUGCAGAAUUGUUUUACUGCAGAAUUGGGCUACUUUUACAUUAGUGUAGUCUGUGGGUUAAAGUGAUCUCCCCGAAACACUAUUUGGACAGAAACUGGGGGGAAAAACGUGAUUGGGCUAGUUCUGAUUAGCAAUGAGGGUUUUUCCCACCGCAGACCUGGCAACCUUGUAAACCGCUGGGAUUGAUUUUAAAGGGAUACUCCACCGUGUUUUCAUAUUAAACUAUGUUUUUCCCUUACCUAAGACGAGUUG
Carassius auratus (goldfish) is the source of this 2932-nucleotide messenger RNA. RefSeq names its product transcriptional regulator Erg-like. Gene Ontology annotation, biological process: regulation of transcription by RNA polymerase II; cell differentiation. NCBI's taxonomy places the organism in Eukaryota, Metazoa, Chordata, Actinopteri, Cypriniformes, Cyprinidae. Gene Ontology annotation, cellular component: nucleus. The coding region runs from base 425 to 1906 and encodes 493 amino acids. The record is from RefSeq and is a predicted model, not a curated record. Gene Ontology annotation, molecular function: sequence-specific DNA binding; DNA-binding transcription factor activity, RNA polymerase II-specific. The transcript is spliced from 8 exons.